UAGCACCUCCAGGCAAUAUUUUACGCAAAACAUGAAGUUGGAGGCUAUUUUGAAAAAAAUGGGCACGUGUUUCUUGAAUCUUGAAUCCGGAUUUGAAUAUGGUCCUCAGGGAAGACUGCUUCUUCGGAACAUCGAAAAUAUUUGGUUUCAUCACUGUGUUACUACUUCGCGGUACAACGUAUUUUUAAGUGGUCCGGAUAAAUUUGCAAAGACUAUGCAAGGUCUGAAGGAUGCGAAUGUUGAUAAUUUACCGUUUGGACUUGCUGCUUUUGAAAUUUCAAAAAGUAUGUGGAACCAAUCACUAUUGAAUUUUGACAGUAAGGUUGUUGCUCAUAAGACUGCUAAAGUUUCUACAUUUAAUGAUGGCCUUAGUACCAAAGACUUGUUUCAUAAAAAGCAGAGAGAACGGAGAGCCUGGUGGCGAAAACUCUCACAACAACCCUCUAGAUUUGUCUUGUCAGAAGCUAAAAGGGUCAAAAAUAGCGAAAUAAUAGACAUAGAAGCACAGUUUCCUUUUGGAAACAUCAUUGUCGAGACGAUAACUUAUCAACGAGAUCUUCGAAAACUGCCAUUUCAGGACAAGACUGGUAAGGAUGAUAUAAUUGAUGUGAGAGUGGUAGAGCACGUUGCUUCGUUGGAUUGGGGUUGCCUGGCUUUACUCUGUGAUUCUUACAAGGAAACUGACUCAUCAAUCGAAUUACAAAUGCAACCAAAAAUCUCUCCUUACAAAGCAAUCUGCAAAGUCAAAAUAGAUACCACUGAUACGGAUUCGGUCAAAGAAGAUUUGAAUGAACUCAUGCUGUAUAUCAAUAGUUUACUGAGGACAAAAGGACUUAGUACAGUUUUUACGAGUAAAAAGGAUAGCCCUGAAAGUAUUCACGUUCCAUUCGUUAUAGCAGUAGAUAAGACAAGUUUAAAAAAUGGAAUAGUGAAAGUUACCAGUCAGGUGACAACCCUCGCUGAAUCUGUCCACGUUACUGAGUUAGUCAAUCACAUAGCUUUACAUUGUACUUAGGUAAAUAUGAGAAACUUGCGAUCCAAAAUUGUUAAGUUCUUUUUAAUCGAAAAUUUAUUUAUGAAGAAACCCAAGUUAAUUCUCGGUAAUUAGUUCAUUUAGCCUAUAAAAAGUUUAAGUAAUUUACUUACGCUUUUGUACACAUACAUUCUGUAUCAAGUUUCGAUCGCUAGCUUCUUGUCGAAGGAAAAAUUAAACACUGCACAAAAGACAAUUCAAUAAUUAUAAUGAUAUUUAUUUAAUAAAAAUCGUAAUUACGAUAACUUAAA
Belonocnema kinseyi is the source of this 1284-nucleotide messenger RNA. RefSeq names its product DNA polymerase subunit gamma-2, mitochondrial (gene DNApol-gamma35). Bases 32 to 1015 code for a protein of 327 amino acids. The transcript has 2 exons. The record is from RefSeq and is a predicted model, not a curated record. Lineage: Eukaryota; Metazoa; Arthropoda; Insecta; Hymenoptera; Cynipidae.